CUAAAGCAUCCGACCCAGGACAGAUUUCUCUGAGUGGACAAAGACUUUUCAGGGCAGGAGUGUUGGUGUUUGAUGGGACAGCAUAGAGAGGUUGGUUUGUGACUGUGAUCCUGAGAGAGGACAAAGGGGCGCUGGAUCGCCUGACUCGGUUUUCAGCUUGCACAAAGAAAGUCUGCACCCGCAGUGGGACUUGUCAACUUAGUUCUUCUUAGUGACAUGUUCUCCGAUGUUCUUGGUCCUGUCACCUUGGAGCGAGUGAGACACUGAGAAAGUAGGAAGAUGAAAGCUGAGGUCUCGGACAUGAGCCAAUGGAGAGAGGUGGAUUUGGAAGAGAAGUGCACCUACAUCGUAAAUGACCAACCAGUAGACCCAGUGAAAUAUGCUGAGAUCCCUCUGGCCAGAGCCUCCAUACCCCGAAACCUUACCUUCAAGUACACAAUCACCAAUGAGGUGAUUGGAGUAAUUAGCAGGGAAUACAUCCCCCAAGGGACGCGUUUUGGGCCAUUGGUUGGGGAUAUCUACACCAAAGACAAUGUCCCAAAGAACAUAAACAGAAAGUAUUUCUGGAGGGUUUAUUCCUCCGGGAGGCUCCAUCACUUUCUGGACGGGUACGACGUGCGGAAGAGUAACUGGAUGCGGUACGUCAAUCCCGCACACUCGGCGGAGGAGCAGAACCUGGUCGCCUGUCAGAAUGGCACCGACAUUUACUUCUACACCGUGAAGCCAAUCCCUCCCAGCAAUGAGCUGCUGGUCUGGUACAGCCGGGAGUUUGCUGAGAGACUGAAUUAUCCUCCGGCCGGUGACCUAGUGAUGCUAAAGCUCAAACAUAAUCUCAAGGGAUAUAAGGAUCUAGUGUCUGAAUACACUGGCCGGCUACCUCAGAGCAGGGAAGACAUUCAAGAAGGCCAAAAACAAUAUGCUAACAACACAAAGAAUGAGGAAGAAAAAGUGGAUGUGGAGAUAAUUGAGAGAGAUACACCACCCAUCACUCCAGAUGACCAAAUAAUGGACUUCAGUAAAAAGCUUUACCCAGGUGUAGUGACCAGACCUCUACCAGAAGAAAAUAGCUCAAAGAUAAAUGGUGUUAAUGACAAUGAAAGGCCAUUGGAUGGAACUAGCCCUUUAUACAGAACCAGUCCAAACCAAAGAUCAAAAAGUCCUGUUGUUCAACAAAGCCCUCAGGUUCUGUCUCCCAACUCAACUACCUCGUCUCACAAAGAACUCCCUCUGCAUUUGAAUGGACAUCACAGUCAUGCUGAGGGCCUUGUCUCCUAUCCAAUGUACUCACCUCCAAGCCACAUCCAACAUCAGUAUAUGUAUCCAUAUAGCUCUCUGUCUCCUCACUACCCCAGAUUUUUAUUGCCCACCUAUCCACCUGGUUUUAACAGUAUUCCUCCCUUGAACAGUCCAGCUACUUUGAACAAUGUGAACAAUCUCGGCCUAUUUGGCAGGAUGACCCCAGUCUGUGGUGGGUUUGUGGGUGGAGACUGCCUCCCUCAUCCCAUGAUGAGCCGGACUGUUCUGCCUGUCACACUGUCUAAUGAAGAAGGCCAAAGGCUUCGUGUUCCUGAGCAGCCAAGAGGUCUCCUUAUCUCUGCACCCACUAGUGCUUUCUCACCCAUGGGCCCGACAAUGGGCCUAAAGGAAACUCCUGUCAAUCGCUCACCACUGUCAGGUACCUCAAUAACCUCCGAGCUGUCGGUGCAGCUGAAAGCUACUUCCUGGGUUCCAGGAAGUGAGGAAGCAAUGAACCUGAGCAAACCAAAGAUUUCCCUGGCAGAUUCCCCUGGUUAUAAGUCACUUCCAUACCCACUGAAGAAACAGAAUGGGAAGAUCAAAUAUGAAUGCAACGUGUGUUCAAAGACCUUCGGCCAGCUAUCCAACUUAAAGGUUCACCUGAGAGUCCACAGUGGAGAGAGACCUUUCUCAUGCAACACCUGCAGUAAGACAUUUACACAACUGGCUCAUCUCCAAAAGCAUUACCUUGUACACACCGGAGAAAAACCUCAUCAGUGCCAGGUGUGUCACAAACGUUUCAGUAGCACCAGCAACUUGAAGACUCACCUCCGCCUCCACUCUGGAGAAAAGCCCUAUCAGUGCAAGCAGUGUUCAGCAAAAUUCACCCAGUUCGUCCACCUCAAGCUGCACAGACGUUUGCACAACAAGGAGCGACAACACAAGUGUCACUUCUGCCCCAAGAGCUACAUACACCAGUGCAGCCUGAAAAUCCACCAGAAAGGCAACUGCCCUAUGGCCUCAGUGAGCAGAUUGUCCAAGGAGGAACUCCUCAGGAUUGACGACGCAAUCGAGAAGUUCGACAUGAGCGAGCAUGCAGAAAGAUUGGAAGACACUGCCACAGCAACAGAGCUAGAGAUGGUAACUGAGCAGCUUAUGGCUGUUGACCCAGAGAAGGAAUACAAAGAGGAGCAGUUCAGAGCAGCAUGUCACAAGAACACUGGAGACCACCUUCCAGCCAUUGGCUUCCAUGAGAGGACCAAGAAUUCCAAUCUAAUGAUAUUCCACCCAAGUUCACCACCUCUUCUGCCUAUCAGGGUUAAGCAAGAAGCCAGUUUAUAAUUACACAGUAGUCAUCAUGUGCUGGGACUAAUUUGUUGAGUUCUUCACCAAGCAGGUUCUGUCACUGGGGCUCAUAGCAGGCAGCUGACUGUACUGGACAAACUAGAAGGAAAAUUCAUGGCAUUGAGGAAAUAGAUCCCACAAAAAAAUGUGGAUUCAAAGUACUUCCAAUCACAGUAGUAGUUAUCUGGCUGUGUUUUAUAUGUGUCCAUGUGUAUGUGUGUUUUGUUCCUGUAGCCUAUGUCAUUAGGAUCUGACAAAUUGUCAAUCCACUCCUGUUGUCCAUGUGAGUUCUUAUUAAUUCAGUCAGACCAAAAAAAUCAUUCCCAAACACAUGGCCAUUACUGGGUGUUGAUGAUGUGCAGACCCAGCCUCUGCUAUAAUAACCAAUUGUGCUUUCAUUGCUUUCUCAGGGUGUGUUAGAUAUAUUUAUACAACAGAAAAUGGUAUAUAUUUUUAUCAGUUAAGAGACAAUCAGAUAUGAGUUUAUUCUUCUAAGGUCUAUAUCUUAUUUAUUAAGAGUCAAAACAUUCCUUUAUUUUGAAUAAAGUUCACCAUGACUAAAA
Messenger RNA from Carcharodon carcharias (great white shark), 3143 nucleotides. RefSeq names its product PR domain zinc finger protein 1-like. Bases 280 to 2577 code for a protein of 765 amino acids. Gene Ontology annotation, cellular component: nucleus; cytoplasm. The transcript is spliced from 8 exons. Gene Ontology annotation, biological process: cell fate commitment; regulation of transcription by RNA polymerase II. Gene Ontology annotation, molecular function: DNA-binding transcription repressor activity, RNA polymerase II-specific; RNA polymerase II cis-regulatory region sequence-specific DNA binding; histone deacetylase binding. Lineage: Eukaryota; Metazoa; Chordata; Chondrichthyes; Lamniformes; Lamnidae. The record is from RefSeq and is a predicted model, not a curated record.